UAAUUCACUUAGUGACAUUGGUAAAGUUUAUGUUUUAAAGGAAUCUGAAGGAUUAGAAAUAUUUUUUGAACUUCUUCGUAAUAAUAGUUUUGAUAAAAAUGGCAAAAUCAGUAUAAUUCCAAUUUCACCAUUAAUAAAAGAACAAAAAUAA
Funneliformis geosporum is the source of this 151-nucleotide messenger RNA. NCBI's taxonomy places the organism in Eukaryota, Fungi, Glomeromycota, Glomeromycetes, Glomerales, Glomeraceae. The record is from the annotation of a GenBank genome assembly.